AUGGCCGCCUCCGCCGUCGCUAGAUCGAUGCUUCGAGCUGCAUCGUCUCGGGGAGCCGCUGCUGCUUCCACUGGCCGUUUCACAGCCUCUCAAGCGAAAUCAGUUCCGCCGAUGUUUAGAGCCACCGCUAGAAGAAGCUCACUGCUCUCACCUCUCCGAAAUCCUGUGGAGAUGAGCUUCUGUGUGGAGUCAAUGUUACCAUACCACACUGCCACUGCUUCUGCGCUAAUGACUUCUAUGCUUUCUAUCUCUGGACAUUCCUACGGCUGGCUCUCUGACGGUACACUUCCUCUCUCUUCCUUUCCCCUUUUUUUGGUGCUGCCUGAAUGA
Molecule: messenger RNA, 330 nt
Organism: Eruca vesicaria subsp. sativa (arugula)
Lineage: Eukaryota; Viridiplantae; Streptophyta; Magnoliopsida; Brassicales; Brassicaceae
Source: the annotation of a GenBank genome assembly